GACAGAGUGGAUGUGCUGCUCUGCGCUCUCGACCAACAUUUGACUUGGUGUUUCGAAGUGGUGUGCGAGUACACAGUGUAUGUUUUUCUGUUGAACUGGGGUGUGUAAGCACACCAAGUGUACCAAGACUAUUUAUCUACAAUUCGUGAACAGACAUGUGGAAAAUGUCUUUAUUUUGGUUAAUCUUGGCUCUAUCGGCACAUUCUGUGUUCGGCGUGUGUUAUUUCCCCGUUGAAUACCAGGGGAUUUUCGCCACACAGUCCAGCAUCUCCAGCAUCUCAGGGGGGUCUGUGCAUCAGUACUCUCAGGUGACCAUCCUCCCCGACGCCAUCCCUGUCUGGGGCGUCUGCCACAAGAAAUUCGACAACAACGUCAUCCUGCGGGACCCUACAGGAGGCGAGGACUGCUUCAGGUGCUUCCACGUGUCCCUGCACUCGGGGAACGUCAUCCAGGUGUACACAGAAGGCCUGAACAAGUGCUACUCGUCGGAGGAAGCGGUGCUGCAGACCUGCCCGACGAUUCAUGAUAUCAAGACGAAGCGAGCCAGGGAGAUCAUGCUCUACAAAUCCCGCAGCUUCACUCAGGACGGGCUAAUCGACCGCGUCUUCUGCCCGAUCAACGGCCGCUACCGCUUCACCUACGACGUUAAUGAUGGCACUGAGUCGACCGUGGAGUGCCCCGAGCCGUCCUCCGAGCUCUCGAACUGCCCGAAGGGGUCGCAGUUGCAGCUCAGAUUCCGGCGCUGUUCCUUCGGCGAGCUGGACAUGGGCCUUCGGUGCCUCGGGGACUGGGAGGGCCACGACGGGCAGAAAUACCUGGCACUCUGGGAUCCGGAGGUGACCACGGACCACCAGCCUCGAUACCGGUGCGCUAUGUACUCGGUGGAGGAAACGACGGGCAGGGUGUUCCUGAGCUUCAGCAUCGACGCCACCUGCACCAACCACCUGCACAGCCCCUGGGACGGAUACGAGUCCAUGGUCCUCACGCCUGUCACCCCGCCCACGCCGCCCGCUGUCGUCCAGACCACCGCCUGUGCCUUCCCCGAGUGGGCGCAUGGGUCGUGGCAGCAUUUGCAGAUCGAAUCGAAUGAACUUUGGCUGCAGGACGCGGGGUCAGACAAGAAAUACCGGACGCUGUGCCUGUCCCAACACGCGCCCCACGGUGAACGCUACGCCCUCUAUUCUCAGACGCAGUGUGGAGAGGAAGAAUUUACCUGUAUCUGGAUCAAGAAGAGAGCUGUCAACGUUAUCGAAUACCAAAUGGCCUCUUACCCAAGUGACAAGUACAACGUCUCAAGAAUCUGUUCAGACGACAUGUUUCGAGGACAAGAGUGGAUCACGCAAGGACGCCUCGACCCCGAGAACCACGCCGGCUGUCCGAUCACGGGCGAGUACACGGGCGUGAUUCCCGACGCGAAGGAGCUGUGCGCCCGACUCGCCUCCGACUGCAGGGACCCCCAGCACAUGUUCUAUACCGUGUCCUCUUGCUUCAACUCCACCGAGGUCUAUGAGGAGCGCGACUACCGAUGCCUUGGCCAGUGGUCGGAGGGGGGGGUUAUGUAUACCUUCACCCACCGUCGUGAUGUCAACAUUUACGAGUGUUUUGCGGGCGUGGUUGUCAGCAGCAACGAGAUCUACAUCAUUGAGGCUGGCACGAGUUGUCAGCGCGGUCUGCAGCCGUUAGCGUAUGGCAUGAAGCUCGUCAGACAAGCCACGUGUAGCGAGAUCGAGGCACGGGAAUCCACGCCCCCUCCCCCCCCACCCUCCUCCUCCAUCCCCCCCUGGUGGCCCCAGACGACCAAGAAUCCUUGGAUCAAGAAGGCUUCCACCACCACGGAAACCCCCACUUGGAACAACGAAAUUCCCAGAGCCGCACCUUCGAGCAGUUCGAGAACGACCACCACGACCUCCUUCAGAUGGCUCAUGACGACGACGACCCUGUUACUGUUGCUCUUGUCGUCUCCUUGAUCCGAACGACUCCUCGGCAGCGGUCGUUCAGUCGUUUUUUUGUUUUUGUUUUUUUUACGUUCACUUUUUUCGUUAUGAAGUGUGUGGUGUGUUCGUGUGCUCAUUAGAGGCAAUUUCUCUUGUCUUUUGUGAUCAACCAGUGAUACGUUUAGAGAUACGAGUGUACAUUUUAUUUGUUUUUUGUUUUUAUGGUCAUCUGUUCAUCCAUUCAUCCUUCGCGUUGUCAUGUAUCCAUUUUUUUCGUGUAAUCAAAAAGAGAGAGGGAAAAAAAUGAACUUUUGUAUACCGUGGAAGUAUUCUCAAGCAGUAUUGUAAAUGUGUCUUUCUUUCUCUCAAUUACUGUUUUUUGUGUGUAAAUAUGUAUUGUUUUCUUUCCUUUUCGUUCUUUUUUAUUUCUUAUCUUUUCUUAUCGAGGCUUACAACGAAAGACGCUGAGGCUGACAUGUUUUUUUUUUGCCGAAGCCGCUGUGAGUUUAUAAUUCUGGUUUGCUCCUAUUGCUUCUAGUCAAUUCUAUUAUUAUUUUCAUUAAAAAAGGGGUUUAGUCGGCUUUGAUCCGCAUCUGCCUAUCGCCAUCAUCGUCAUUUUCAUCAUUACGUCAAAAUCAUCAUCAUCAUCAUCAUCAUUAUCAUCGUCAAAAUCAUUCUAAAUUUCAUCAUUUAAUCACCCAAUAAUUCAUCCAGAUCAUAAUCAAAUUUAACAAUAUCAUUCAGUAGGGAAAAAAGACAAUUUUUUAAAAUUCUUUCUAGAAUAAAAGAAAGAAAAAGAGAGAGAAAAAAAAUCGCUAAAUUCGGUAUCAAUGGAUUAAAAAUGAUCUCAAAAAUAGGCCUACUGUAAUUAGGUCAUUAGUGUAAGGUCAUUUGUUUGUAAGAGCUUUGUGUGCGUGCGUGCGUGUGUGCGUUCGUGUAAGCUGUCUCUCGCUUUGCUUUCUUGCCUGUAAUAGGAAAUAUUGCCUGUGCAGCUUUAUAUGGCAACACUGACCGCGGAGGAAACAAAAUGCUGUUAUUGAAGAGAAGCAUUUUGUUGUUAUUAUUAUUAUUAUCAUGUAUCAUUAUCACUUUUUGUCUGUUUCUACGUUUUCUUUUGGUCAUUAUUAUUACUGUUAUUGAUCAUGUCAACUAAUAAGGUUGUUACGGUUUUUAUAUGAGUAUUACCUCGUGUCACAAGUUGAUGAAGGAAGUAUAAAGAAAACGGCGCUUCAUUUGCAAAAGUUUUCACUACGCAGAUGUUAGUAAGCCAAUUGCUGUGUCAAGGUUCAUGAGAGUCAUGUCAUGUCACGUUUUUUUUUCUCUUUGUUUUAAUGCGGAGGCGCAGAACAUGAUUGUCAUUAAAAUAAUUAGAAACAAAUGGAAGAUUUCGUAAUUUUGAAAAUGUUUUUCAUUUACAGUAAUGAUUAUAGUUGUCAUGGAUUAUUUUUCUCAAUUGUUAAAUCAUCGUUGGUAUUAUCAUUACUGAUUAAUUUUGUUAGUGUCAUUAGAAUUUUUUUUUAUAUAGGCAUGACAGCCCCCCCCCCUUGACAGAACAAGUGUUUUGUCCUCCGCGUGUCAAGCACAUUACUAACCUAGGUAUUCAUCCGUUUCUAGUCAUUGUCAAUUGUACAUUUGUGAAGAAAGUUAAUUUACGUAAAAAAAACAUGUAAAUAUGUCACAGUCUACUGUACAUACACGAUAGUUGUUAUUGAUGUAAAUAACACCAAAACACCAGUAUUACAAAAAUAUAAGAUAUUCUUUACCACACCAAAAAUAUCAUUGCAUAGUUAAUUUACGUAUCUAUACAGGUAUGCUUUGCCAAAGGAAAAAAUUGACUUCUUUUCUUUACACAAAGAAAUUCCUUUAUCAAAUACACAUCCAUGCCAAGUUUAUAUUUUCGUUGUCUUAGUUGUCAACAUAGAAAACGGGAUGCAGUAAACAAAAACACGUGGUUGCCAGUCCCAGUGAUGCAAUACAACCACGUGACAAUUAUACAAGAUUUUGAAAAUAAUAAUGUUAACUUUUUCAUAUAGAUUUGUUUUUUCAAGAAAUGAAUGGUUUUUACUUCAAUUUAGACUCAUUUUUUUCUCAUAUUUUCGUUUUGCAUUUUUUUUUUUUAUUAUUAGUUUUAUUUUUUGAGUGUGUGUAGUUACGAAAGACUUAAAUACUGAUGUUAUGAAUUUCCUGUUAUCCCAAAAGACUAUGUUUAUUUUUUUUGGAUUAAGCUUUAUGUAUGUGAAACAUAUUAUGUAGUUUUAUGCAUUUUUGUUCACACAUAUUAUUAUUAUUAUUAUUAUUAUUAUUAUUAUUAUUAUUAUUUGUGCAUGAAUAUAGCAUAUUCUCUGGUUGUACAUAAUGUAAAUAAAAAAACGAUU
Messenger RNA from Penaeus indicus, 4309 nucleotides. RefSeq lists its product as uncharacterized. Bases 156 to 1967 code for a protein of 603 amino acids. NCBI's taxonomy places the organism in Eukaryota, Metazoa, Arthropoda, Malacostraca, Decapoda, Penaeidae. The record is from RefSeq and is a predicted model, not a curated record. The transcript is spliced from 13 exons.